Messenger RNA from Solea senegalensis (Senegalese sole), 825 nucleotides. RefSeq names its product copine-4-like. The transcript is spliced from 7 exons. The record is from RefSeq and is a predicted model, not a curated record. Gene Ontology annotation, cellular component: plasma membrane. Bases 178 to 783 code for a protein of 201 amino acids. Lineage: Eukaryota; Metazoa; Chordata; Actinopteri; Pleuronectiformes; Soleidae. Gene Ontology annotation, biological process: cellular response to calcium ion. Gene Ontology annotation, molecular function: calcium-dependent phospholipid binding.
GUGAGUAGUGAGUAGAGUCUCUGACAGCAGCAGCAGCAGCAGCAGGAGGGAGGUGAUGAUGAUGACGAUGAAGAGGAGGAGCUGAUGUCAGUUCAGUGUCUGAGCUGAAACUGGAAACUUUCUCAUGAUUCUUCUUCUCUCUGCACCUGUGCACAGACUUCCUGACCCGCCCCCACCAUGAGUGACAUCUAUGAGUCCACAGACUCACUGGGUCUGUUUAGUCCAUGUCUCACCAAAGUGGAGCUGAGACUCACUUGUAAGGGAAUCUCAGACCGGGACGCUCUGUCCAAACCCGACCCCUGUGUUGUCCUCAACAUGCAGUCACAUGGACAGUGGAUGGAGGUGGACCGCACGGAGGUGAUGCGCAGCUGCGUCAAUCCCACCUACUCCAAGGUGUUCACUCUGGACUUUUAUUUUGAAGAGGUGCAGCGGCUGCGCUUCGAGCUGUUUGACGUCAACAGCGGCUACAACGGCCUGCGGGAGGCGGACUUCCUGGGCUCAGUGGAGUGCACACUGGGACAGAUCAUCUCUCAGAGGAAACUGUCCAAAGCUCUGCUCAGACCUGGAGGAACCGUGGGGAAAACCAUCAUCACGAUCACAGCAGAGGAACUGACAGGAAACGACGACUACAUCGAGCUUUCCUUCAGUGCCAGGAAACUUGACGAUAAGGACUUCUUCAGUAAGUCAGAUCCGUUCCUAGAGAUCUACAGACUGAAUGAUGACGCGACGAUGCAGCUCGUCUAUAGAACUGAGACUGUGAUGAACAACCUGAACCCAGUGUGAAAACUUUCAAAGUGUCUCUGAACUCACUGCAGCGGAGACCAU